UGACAGAAGAUCACACCUGGAACAAACUCCGCCACGGCUUCCUGACAUUCAACAGCAUGCCUCCUCGCGUGCAUGUUCUGUCCGACGAUACAGAAUUUGACAGAGUCUUUCUCAAGCAUUUGAGACAAGAAGGCUUUGAUGUGAACUAUCUCCCGUUCACAGGAGAUGUCAAAGGCUUCAAGUGGACGAUUCAACAUCUGGCAGAUGAUCUUGAGCUCGGUCAAAGUUAUGCUAUCAUAGCCUUUGGCGAAGCAGCAACACACCUCCUCAGCAUUGCGCAAAAGCCGCUCCCCCAUUGCAUUGCUUUGAUUGUUUACUAUCCUACUACUCUCCCCUCGCUCAACCACAAAUACCCCGUUCAUCUUUCCCUGCUCUGCCAUCUCGCUUCCAACCAACCUUUCGGUGCUUCGACCUUCAAAUCUUACGUCUACCCAGAUACAUAUCCUGGAUUUGCUGAAAGAGAUUUAGAGGAGUAUGAUAGGGUGGCUGCGGGCUUGAGUUGGGGCAGAACAGUUGGGUGUUUGAGAAAGGGCUUCGGGGUUGAAGUUGAUUUGGAAGGAGUUGUUGAGGAGUAUAACAAAUGUAAAUUUGAAGACAAGGACGCUAGAGGGACAAUGUCUGUGUUGAGUCAGGUACCGUACGUGAACCACGUGCCUACUGCAACUGGCGGCAUUGGACGAGAUGAUCUUGAUCACUUCUACCGUCAGGUAUUUCUGCCUGGCAAUCCUCCAAGUUUGAAAGUUCGUCUACUCAGUCGCACUAUCGGUGUUGAUAAAGUGGUCGAUGAGAUGAUGGUUUCUUUCAGACACACACAAGUAAUAUCCUGGAUAUUGCCAGGGGUGCCUCCAACGAACAGGUCAGUCCAGAUACCUGUGGUGUCCAUCGUGAGCAUUCGUGGUGGCAAGCUCUGGCAUGAACAGCUGUAUUGGGAUCAAGCAAGCGUGUUGGUUCAGAUUGGGCUACUCGAUCCGAAACUCGUACCAGGCGACAUGAAGAAGCAGGGUCUUGAAAGGCUUCCUGUGAUUGGCAAAGAGGCAGCCGAAAAGGUUCUGGACGAAGGCAGCCACCCGAGUAACGAGCUCAUCUCCUCAUGGGCGGAGGAAUAGCCGUAGAUCAGACCCGCAUGCAGAGGCAGAUACCCAUUUGGUUAUCGAAGAUUUCAACUCAACCAACAAACUUGCAAGUGGGCAUGCGGUAAUUGUCCAGGGCCCAGUAGCGGCGGCGCACGCCCUCCCACUCGCCCUGUUCAUCAAGGUCGGGAAUGUGAAUGUCUUCAAACUCGGUAUCCAUACCGGCAUCGAAAAGGUCCAUCUCGACAACUCUAGUGUAGACAUCGUAGCAGACUUGUCUGUCGGCACCGAGACCGUUGAAAAACCCGAAGCGACCUUCAGGGUCCAUCAGGCCAAUGACAUGUUCGCUGAAGAACUCCUUCAAAGCCUUGUACUCUUCGGCAAAGGUAUCAAAGUAGAUGCCAUCAAAGAUGACAUUCUGCUCGACGAGUUUGGGAACGACGUCUUGCCAUCUUCCUUCGUGAACUGUGACACCAGGCUUCUCG
Molecule: messenger RNA, 1555 nt
Organism: Aureobasidium pullulans EXF-150
Lineage: Eukaryota; Fungi; Ascomycota; Dothideomycetes; Dothideales; Saccotheciaceae
Product: carboxymethylenebutenolidase
Exons: 4
Coding region: 57-1106 (349 amino acids)
Biological process (GO): polyketide metabolic process
Source: RefSeq, a predicted model, not a curated record